Coccomyxa subellipsoidea C-169 is the source of this 2721-nucleotide messenger RNA. Its product is annotated as Clavaminate synthase-like protein. The record is from RefSeq and is a predicted model, not a curated record. The transcript is spliced from 24 exons. The coding region runs from base 1 to 2721 and encodes 906 amino acids. Gene Ontology annotation, molecular function: oxidoreductase activity. Lineage: Eukaryota; Viridiplantae; Chlorophyta; Trebouxiophyceae; Coccomyxaceae.
AUGGCUUACCUGAACGCAACGAAUGACGAGUGCAUCUUGAGCAUUUGGGACGGGAUCACACCUCCACAGCACCUGCCGGCACAUGUCCCUGCUGAGCUGGCAUCGUGCGCACAUGCCUACGGCCUGCAGACAGCAAGCGAUGCCUGCCGCCUGCUGGCAGCGUCGGCAGUGGAGAGCAGUGACUGGACAGUGGCAGCGCUGGAUGCGCUGGAGGUGAUUCUGGGGAAUCUGAGCAGAGGCUUCAAGUCGGCAGGCCCUUGGCGGCACGGCCUAGGCGGCAGGGAGGCCAACAGGCUGCUGCAGAACCUGCAGGGGUCGCUGGAGGCCGCACAGAGCCAGAUGAGGCCCAGCGCCAAUACAGGCGAUUCCACAUUGGCGGCUGAGUCAGCGGUGUUGGUCAUCGCCAGCCUGGACGAGGCAUACUACGCGCUGCUUGAGCACCACCUUAGCUGCGGCCAUGAGACGCCAUCUGUGCCGCCGCCUCAUGUCUACCUGCCUGCGAUCGUUGCAGCAAAUCCGGGCAAUGCCGGCGCAUGCAAGCGGAUGGUGCGGGAGAGGGCGCCUUCUGAGGGAAAGCAACUGCUGCGGAAGGUCUGGGGAGUACGCAAGGUGGAUGGACAGCUGGCAUUACCUGAUAAGGCAACGGUCAACAACCCGCUGCUGACGGUCAUGUGGGCGCGGUUUCAGGAGGGCUGCCGCCUGCUCUAUGCUUCAGGUUUAGGCCUGCAAGGAGAGAUGGACGCUGCAGCUGCAGCAGAGGAUAAGCGCAUAAGGAGUCGGGCAGGCAGACGAGCCCGGCCGGGCAGCCAGGCAGCUCUCCUCCAAGGCAGCGCCAAAUAUUGCCGAGAAAAAGCGCACAUCACAAAGCGGCCCCGGUCGCUGCAGGCUGAUGGAGACAGUAGCAGCGCUGAUGUCAGCAGCAGCAAUGGGAGUGAGGAAAAGCAGAGCAGAGAUGAGUCAUCGGACGCAUCAUCAGCAGAUGACAUGAGCGAUGAGCUGGCGCCAGCAUGGCGCGACGGCGCGGCCCAGCCGGGUGAGUCGCCGUGGCCGGCACACAGGGCGCUCAGAGAGUGGCGCCAGGCUGGCAGAGAGUGCCACCUGUAUGCUUACGCACCCUCCACCAGGGAGGCGUUGGAUGCACUAGCAGAGAGGGCGCCGCUGGUGGAGGUCGGGGCAGGUCUGGGCUACUGGGCAGCUGCCCUAAGGGCAGGGGGCGUGCCUGUUCUGGCGCUGGACUCCCACCCGCCCGGCGGCGCUGCCUCCAACAGUUACCACGGCCGAAUCCCCUCCUUCACCAAGGUGGCACAGGGGGGUCCCAAGGCUGUUGCAGGCCAGUCAGAGCGCCAAACACUGUUCCUGGGUGACUGCGUGUGCGUGGUGGGUGAGUGGCUGGGUGACACAGCUGAUGAGUCAUUUGCGGCCGCCUUGCUGGCGGGCUGGCGCUUAGUAAGGCGUGUGCCUCUGCCCAACUGGACCGACACCGCGCAUGAGCUCACCAUCUGGCGGAGAAAUUAUGCCAAAUCAGGCACGGACGGUGCCACGAACGGCUUUGAUAAUAGCCAGGAGCAGACUCUGAAGACGACAGCCACCACUGACAAGCCUGCCUUCGUGAUUCCCUUCAAACCCAUCGAUGGCCCGACCGUGUGGUAUGGAGGAGAUCUCGACGAUGUUGCCUACGAGUUCACCCCGAAGGAUGUUGAGGAGAUCCUGGGCGCUGUGGCUGCGGUGGAGAAGAGACAGCUCAAGGUAGACGAAAUCACCCGAGAGGACUUUGUGCUCCCAACGCUAGGACCGAAGCUAGAGACCAUCCACAAAGACCUGAUCUUUGGCCGUGGGAUCCGGCUGCUAAGGAAUGUGCCGCUGGGAUUGGACGUCACUUUGCAGCAGUCCAUAAUUGCCUUCUGGGGCAUCAGCACCUAUUUUGGCAAGCAAGUGCCCCUGACUCAGGUGGGGCACCUGGUGGGGCAUGUGCGAAGUGAUGAGGGGGUGACUAAGCGGGUUAGUAAUUGCACACCUGUCCCCCUGGGCUACCACGCCGACAACUCGGACAUCGUGCUCCUGGGAUGCCGCAGCCAAGCCCCAACCGGCGGAGACAGCAGCUGCUGCAGCUCACACGCUCUGCACAACGAGAUCCUGUCCCGCCGCGCCGACUUGCACAGGGUCCUGUCGGAGCCAUUCUACUCUGACCGGCGGGAGUGGUGGCCGGAGGGAUCGCCGCCGUACUACAAGUCCCCCUUCUUCCACUACCACCAAAACACUCUGGGGGUCCAGGAGGUGCAGGCCAACAUCGAGGAGGUGGCCGAGCACUUGGGAGCGCCUCCCGUGAAGCCAGGCCAGGUGGAGGCAGUCAAGUUUGUGCAAGAAAUCGCUGCAGAGCCCAAAGUGCGAUUUGAUGACGGUGCCAGCGAGGCGGAGAAGCGCCACAUGUUCAGAAUCUGGAUUGCAUCUCCCCUCGGCUGGCCGCUGGACCCCCUGUAUGCUGAGCGGUGGCAGACGGUGGCGGUGGGGGAACGAGGGGGACUGGAAGUCCGGCCCCCCUUCAAGCGCCACGAUUUCAACGACUGGUUUGCGCUGUACGGCAGCAAAGCGACCACCGAGCACCUCAAGCCGGCCGCCUCGCGCGCGCAGAAGCAGGACAUACUACGCAAGUUCUACCCAGCUCUGGACUCGAGUGCCAAGGGGGGAGGAGAGCAGCCUGCGCUCAUCAGGGCCGAGGCCUGA